AUGGACGAGAACGGUGCCGCCGAGGAGACAGAGCUGUCGCACUUGCUGGACCAGUACAUACGCCCGCAGGCAGUGGAACUGCGGUGUGAGUCUUGUGGCGGUACAAGGCGUGGGGAGUCGCAAGUUUCAAUCGAGAAAGUGGGAAGGUCUUUGGUGGUCGGGCAGGUCGGGUCGACGAAGAGAACGUGCAGCAUCGACAUCGUGGCCGUGCAAUGUGCUCGCAGAAUGUGGCGGUGGGUAAGGAGAGGUUCGAACUCACGGCAGUGGUGGAACAUGUGUCAGGGAGCACGGACUCGAGAUCAGGUCACUAUGUGA
Molecule: messenger RNA, 315 nt
Organism: Symbiodinium natans
Lineage: Eukaryota; Dinophyceae; Suessiales; Symbiodiniaceae
Source: the annotation of a GenBank genome assembly